Molecule: messenger RNA, 765 nt
Organism: Pipistrellus nathusii (Nathusius's pipistrelle)
Lineage: Eukaryota; Metazoa; Chordata; Mammalia; Chiroptera; Vespertilionidae
Source: the annotation of a GenBank genome assembly
AUGGCCUGGAAACGGAUGCUACCUCUGCUGCUGCUGGCCUGGCUGUCAGCCUCCGUGUGCAGCGCCAGAGACAGGACAGACCUGCUCAACGUCUGCAUGGACGCCAAACACCACAAGACAAAGCCAGGCCCCGAGGACAAGCUGCAUGGCCAGUGCACUCCCUGGAGGAAGAAUGCCUGCUGCUCUGCCAGCACCAGCCAGGAGCUGCACAAGGACACCUCCCUCCUGUACAACUUCAACUGGGACCACUGUGGCAAGAUGGAGCCCGCCUGCAAGCGCCACUUCAUCCAGGACAACUGUCUCUAUGAGUGCUCCCCCAACCUGGGGCCCUGGAUCCAGGAGGUGAACCAGAACUGGCGCAGAGAGCGUUUCCUGAACGUGCCCCUGUGCAAACAGGACUGCGAGAGCUGGUGGGAAGCCUGCCGCACCUCCUACACCUGCAAGAGUGACUGGCACAAGGGCUGGAACUGGACCUCAGGAUCUAACAAGUGUCCAGCUGGGGCCGUCUGUCGCACAUUCGAGUCCUACUUCCCCACUCCUGCAGCCCUGUGUGAGGGCCUCUGGAGUCACUCCUACCAGGUCAGCCAGUACAGCCGAGGGAGUGGCCGCUGCAUCCAGAUGUGGUUUGAGCCGGCCCAGGGCAACCCCAAUGAAGAGGUGGCGAGGUUCUAUGCCUUGGCCAUGACUUCUAGGGCCAUGCUCCAUGGGAUUGGGCCUCUCCUGCUCAGCCUGGCUCUGAUGCUGCAACUCUGGCUCUUUGACUGA